AACUGCCCGUGAUAUAGUUAUACGAUGUCAAAACCCGCAAAUAUGGCGGUCACCAAGUUUUUGCUCCUGCUUCUGUUUGUGGGUGGUUCGAUUGCCUUGCCAAAAUCUGAAUUAUUUCCAUUUGGAAGAGGAGAUCAAUCAUUACCCGCUCAAGAUGAUGUCAGCUCUCCAGAAAUACCGCUUACGGUGCCCAUCGUAUUUUACGGAAACGAAUACAGAUCUAUUUACGUUAAUGACAAUGGCUUGCUUUCCUUUCUUACAGAGGUACCUUCGUUUUUUAAUGCGCAGUUUCCUCUAACUUAUCCGAUCAUAGCACCUUUGUAUUCAGACGUUGAUACAAGAGCAGCCGGGAGGAUUUACUACAGGGAAACUCAAUCUUCCGAACUUCUGGAAAGAGCAACGCGAGAUAUUAGAGAUCACUUUUCGAGUGCUGGAGGUUUUCAACCUCGAAGUCUUUUUAUAGCCACCUGGGACGAAGUGGGCCACUACGAAAGAGGAGUAACUAAACUGAAUACAUUUCAAGUGGUUAUAGCUUCUGACGGUGAUGAUUCCUACGCUUAUUUCUUGUACCCAUCCGGAGGUGUGCAGUGGAUUCAAGGACAAGGAAAGAAUCCAAAUUUACCCGACGCCCGAGCACAAGCUGGAUUUAUGUCGGGCGAUGGCAGGCUUUAUACCCUUAGAGGUUCUGGAACUGAACAAGCUCGGAAUUUCGACAGGAUGUCGAAUGCUCGGAAGGCAGGGAUCUGGCUGUUCCAUAUCGGGAAGCCAUCUGGCUCAGAGGGCAACAUCCUGCCUGCUGAUCUAGAAUCUUCUCAUGGAGGUGAUGGUUCUUCAGAUGGACAAUCAUCGUCCACUUGUGCCGAUACAUUACUUCCUUGUCCGCCGCAUUCAACCUGUGUCGAUCACCCGGACAGGAAAGGAUUCUGUUGCGUUUGUAAAUCAAACUAUUUCGGAAAUGGUCGAAACUGUGUGGAAAAAAAUUCACCGCAAAGAAUGAACGGUAAAGUAAGUGGUAUUAUCAAUGAUAUUCCGCUUCAAGAAGCCGAUCUUCAUGCUUACAUCGUAACGGAAGAUGGAAGAACAUAUACAGCAGUCAGUCGCGUUCCACCAGCAGUUGGAUCUGAUCUCCAAGUGCUGACACCUCUUGGAGGAGUAGUAGGAUGGCUGUUCGCUGUUUCUAGAAGUGGUGCUCCUAACGGAUUUACUAUAACAGGUGGCGCCUUUAAUCGGACCGUGGAGGUAGACUUUCCUCAGUCUGGUCAUCAUGUAUAUAUUGAAGAGUCUUUCCUCGGACCAGAUGUUUUCAACUACAUGAGGGUACAAGUGAACUUGAGAGGCAGCGUUCCAUCUAUUCCUGUGGGAGCGAAAAUAGAAAUUCAAGAUUAUGAAGAGGAGUACACCAGAAUUUCACCAGGUUUAAUACGUUCGCAUGCGUCUCGUUCCUACCGCUUGGAAGGCAACGUUCUGGAGGUGCCAUUCACUUUGGACCAGACGAUCACGUACUCGGAAUGUGAGGUACCCAUGUCUAGCACGCGACUGAAAGUGGCCAGAAAUUUCAUCGUAUACGAUGCUCAAGAGCAAAUUGUGAGAUAUGCUAUGACCAAUAAGAUAUCUCCUCUGAGUGUCGAAGAUCCUUGCAAAGAAGGUCGUCACGAAUGUGGCCCUCACAGCAGCUGCGUUGUCGAAGGCGAUUCAUUCCGUUGCACUUGUGAUCAAGGUUAUCAAUACAUUUACGAAGAAUAUGCUGAUGGUGAUAAGGCUCUAUGCAUUGAUGUCAAUGAAUGUGUCCUUGGUAGAGAUAAUUGCGCUGUCCACGCAGAUUGCAUCAACUUUCCAGGAUCUUUUGCAUGUAGAUGUAAGCCUGGGUACACCGGAAACGGCAUCACCUGUGAAAGACAAAAGACUUGCGCAGAUAUAAAUUGUGAUCCAAACGCCGAUUGCGUUGCUUGGAAUCCUCAACAAGAACCUCACUGUCAGUGCAGACCUGGUUAUGUAGGCAAUGGACAUACAUGUUCACCUGGAGAGGAGGAUGAUUGCGGUGUCAUAAACUACUGCGACAUUCGUGCAGAUUGCGUUUAUGAUGAAGAGACACAGACACGCAAAUGUCAGUGCCGCCAAGGUUUUAGAGGUGAUGGAAUCGUGUGUGUCGAGGAUUCGUGCGAUGUGGCUGAUAAUUGCAGCCCUCAUGGUAGUUGCCUUUAUGAUGCCGAAGGUGAAGCAUACUACUGUGCUUGCUUGCCUGGAUACUCUGGCGAUGGUUAUUAUUGUCUGCCAGAAUCUUCUUUCUCCAGUUGUGAUGUCAUCAAUAACUGUCACCCUUUGGCUCAGUGUGUCUACGAUUCCCAGUCUCAAAGGUAUCACUGCCGUUGUAAUGCUGGUUAUAAAGGAGACGGUCAGACUUGCACGAAGAUCGAGGAUGUAUCCUGUGACCAAGUGAACUCAUGUUCACUGCAUGCUCUCUGCGUCAGAGAUGAAUUCAGUGGAAAAUAUGUCUGUCGUUGCAGUGAAGGUUAUGAAGGCGAUGGCUUUACCUGCAAUCCUAUCGACGAAUGCAAUACUGCUGACAACUGCGAUGCCAACGCCCAGUGCCUGUAUGACUCGGAAAGCCAACGUUAUCGCUGCCAGUGUCUACCUGGAUUCAAGGGUACUGGUGAAAAAGGUGGAUGUGCUUUGGAUGCAGACGUGUCAUGUAACAUCCGCAACACGUGCCACGAGAGUGCAACCUGUGUGUAUGAUGCGGUGGAUUUGAAGUAUAGAUGUCAAUGUAACCCUGGCUAUAACGGAGAUGGACACAGAUGUGAAAAAUCUGUUGUGCCUUGCAAUGUCAUCAAUAGCUGCCACAUAAGAGCGGAGUGUUUAUAUGACCCUACAUCGAGGGGUUACAG
This is a messenger RNA of Stegodyphus dumicola, 2885 nucleotides long. RefSeq names its product Nidogen (gene Ndg). Gene Ontology annotation, biological process: cell-matrix adhesion; canonical Wnt signaling pathway. Lineage: Eukaryota; Metazoa; Arthropoda; Arachnida; Araneae; Eresidae. Gene Ontology annotation, cellular component: plasma membrane. Gene Ontology annotation, molecular function: calcium ion binding; Wnt-protein binding; Wnt receptor activity. The record is from RefSeq and is a predicted model, not a curated record.